AUGGAGGCUGUAGAAGCAGUAAUUCAAAAUAAAAUAUUUGCAUAUCUCCUUGUGAUUAAUAGAGACACAGAGAAAUUACAGGAAAAGUUGAAUCUACCCCUCUCCUUACAUAACAGAUAUUGUCCUGUUCUUUAUGUCGGGUAUGUAAAAUUAUUACUGUUUAUAUUAUACCAGUCCUGUUCUUUAUGUUGGUCCUGUUCUUUAUGUCGGGUAUGUAUAAUUAUUACUGUUUACAUUAUACCAGUCCCGUUCUUUAUGUCGGGUAUGUAUAAGCAUUACUGUUUAUAUUAUACCAGUCCUGUUCUUUAUGGAAGAAAUAAUUCGAAGAUAGUAAUUUACGGUGAAAUCAACAAGUUUGUUCCAAUGUCUCAACAACGUAUUUUCAAAUUCUGGAAUGAUGCCAAUUCGCUGGCUGUCACAAUUCGGGGAUUUCCCAAUGAAAACGCCACGUUUGUGUACUCUGUUGAUGGCAUGAUCAAAACAACGUAUAAUAUAAUAGAUCAGAAAACACAGUGUGCUACAGUUACAUUGUUUGGUAAACCGAACAUUCCAUCUGGCCUAGAUUGUACCUAUACCCAACCAACACCCAAAUCACGACCUAAACAUAAACCAUUUGAAAAAAUAGACUAUUCUAUCGGACUUCGGUAUGAUAUUGGUAGUCCUGAUGGAUUCAUAAUAAAAUUUUAA
Molecule: messenger RNA, 687 nt
Organism: Lottia gigantea (owl limpet)
Lineage: Eukaryota; Metazoa; Mollusca; Gastropoda; Lottiidae
Exons: 5
Coding region: 1-687 (228 amino acids)
Source: RefSeq, a predicted model, not a curated record